UUAUUUUUUAUAAAUAGACGUAUUUAUUUGACAUUUUAUAGAGUACAUCUUUUCACGUGAAGUUGUCAUAAUAUUUCUAACGAUGUGUCCCAUGUGCAACAGAACAAUGAAGAGAUUUAUCAUGUUUUUUUAUGCAUGUCCAAAGAUACAUGGAGUUUGGAAAUAUUUCAGCCAUAUAUUUGAUAUAAACAUGGUAAGGGGAGACUCAAUACGACAAUUGUUGAUUACCUGGUGGCUUGAGGCGGCAGUAGCUCCCUUCUUGAUGUUUUCAAACACAAUAUGCCUGGUAUUAUCCUCUGGCAUAUUUGGAAGAUUUAGGCUGAACUGAUUUGGGGGACGAGACGAACGGUACUUGCAGUUAACAAUUUGAUUUUCCAAAUAAAACACUAUACACAGUACUGGUCAAAUACUCUCAAAACAAUGAAGAACAAUCAGGGAUUUGAGUUGCUUCGAGAAGAAGAGCUACUUGAUCCGUGCUUCAGGAAACAACAGAGAAGAAUAAAAUUGAUAAAAUGGAUGAGGCCCCACACUAUUAAGCUAAAUAUUGAUGCUGCACAUAUACUUGGUUUCUCUUCAGGUGGGGCGCUGUUGAGAGAUGCUCAGGGUGAGAUGAUUUUUGCUAUCAGCUUCAGGAUCCUUGUUGAUUCACCUCUACAUGCCGUGAGAUGGGCUAUUUCGGUUUUGAGGUUGAAAUUGAUUCUCAGUGAGUUUUAUCUCUCAUCCAAGAACUUUUUUUUUGAAGGUGGAGAAAUUUCUUGAAAAAAAUAUUGUUAAAUUUUUUUCAUUUGUAAAUUUUCAAAAUCUAUUUUUUUUUAAUUUUUUUAUUAAUAAAGAAUUAUAUAUAUUAAUGGUCAAAGUUGUGUCUCGACAAGUGUGAAAUGUUGACCGUUACACUUAUUCAAGAACGGAGGAAGUACAAAUCAUCUUGGUCUCCCUUAUUUUCGCAUUUUUUAUCUCAACCGCUAAGGUUUGGUCCCCUUGAUGUAAUCCUCCCACCAACUCUUAAUAAAAUCUGGUAAAUGUUUCCUAUCAUUUACCCCACCGAUUUAGAUGGACCCUUACUGGGUUAAAAAAAGAUGACUUUAUUUAACUAUUUCCCACUUAAUUAAUGAUGGACUGAUUAUGGUUAAGCAUUCUAUAUAAAUGAAGGAGUUAUGAUCACUAGUUGAACACAUCAUUUCAUCUUUCUGUAUCUCAUCGCUAAAGAAAUAAUUUUCGACGGUGUGUAUCAAUUAGAAUGCACAAACUCUUGCCUCUGUUGCUUGUAUUUGAAAUAUUGUCUCCAAUGGAGUCAGAUAUGCUUCCACUCAAUUAUUUCUCAAUAUAAUCCAAUAUGAAGAUUAAAGACUUGAUGGAUUUAUACCUACAAUUGGCUUCAGAGUUUCUUUCAUAUUGAAUGGAAUAAGGGUAAUACGGAUUUUGCAUUUAUGCAAUUCGUUGCUAAUAUAUUG
Molecule: messenger RNA, 1451 nt
Organism: Cuscuta epithymum
Lineage: Eukaryota; Viridiplantae; Streptophyta; Magnoliopsida; Solanales; Convolvulaceae
Source: the annotation of a GenBank genome assembly